Chinchilla lanigera (long-tailed chinchilla) is the source of this 1996-nucleotide messenger RNA. It is a transcript of the gene Fmo4, whose product is annotated as flavin containing monooxygenase 4. The transcript is spliced from 9 exons. Gene Ontology annotation, molecular function: NADP binding; flavin adenine dinucleotide binding; N,N-dimethylaniline monooxygenase activity. Bases 300 to 1925 code for a protein of 541 amino acids. The record is from RefSeq and is a predicted model, not a curated record. NCBI's taxonomy places the organism in Eukaryota, Metazoa, Chordata, Mammalia, Rodentia, Chinchillidae.
CGUCCUGUAGCCCUGCCUGGCGAUCCCGGAAGUAUCAGUUUCAGGCUGAUACACAACUAUUUUUCCUUAGAGAGGAUACUUCUUGCUGUCACCUGCGAGCCAGGAGGAACGCGUGGUCUUGCUUUUAAAGUGAAAGUACCUUGACCAAACCCAGUAUUCUGUUUAUUUUUCUUUCAAACCAAGGAAUCUAGAUUUCAAACUUUUUUUUUUUUUUUUUUUUUUAAGACGAACGCUACCUUUGGGUUUUCGGCUUGGAGAAGUAAGUGCGAGUAUCUGCUCUAUGCUAACAAGAGCGUCCCAUGGCCAAGAGAGUGGCGGUGAUUGGAGCCGGGGUGAGCGGCCUGUCCUCCAUCAAAUGCUGCUUGGAUGAGGACCUGGAGCCCACCUGCUUUGAGAGAAGCGACGACUUCGGGGGACUGUGGAAGUUUACUGAAGAUUCCAAGGAUGGGAUGACCAGGGUCUACAGAUCCUUAGUGACAAAUGUGUGCAAGGAAAUGUCAAGUUAUAGUGACUUUCCAUUCCAAGAAGAUUAUCCCAAUUUCAUGAGCCAUGAGAAAUUUUGGGACUAUCUCCAAGAAUUUGUUGAGCACUUCAAUCUCCUCAAAUACAUUCGGUUUAAGACUACUGUGCGCAGCGUGACAAAGUGUCCAGACUUCUCGGAAACUGGGCGGUGGGCUGUUGUCACAGAGACAGAGGGCAAGCAGGCCAGAGCUGUCUUUGAUGCUGUCAUGGUUUGCACUGGCCAUUUCCUGAGUCCCCACUUACCUUUGGAGUCCUUCCCCGGAAUCCAUAAGUUUAAAGGGCAGAUCCUGCACAGUCAAGAGUACAGGACCCCGGAAGCCUUUCGGGGCAAACGUGUCUUGGUGAUUGGCCUUGGCAACACAGGAGGAGACAUCGCAGUGGAGCUCAGUCGAACAGCAGCUCAGGUAUCUCUUAGUACUAGAACUGGCACCUGGGUCCAUGGCCGCUCUUCAGAUGGGGGCUACCCUCUUAAUAUGAUGACAACAAGAAGAUGCAGUAAUUUGUUUGCUCAAGUUAUGCCUGCAUGCCUCCUAAACUGGAUACAAGAGAGACAUAUGAAUAAAAGAUUUAACCAUGAGAAUUAUGGAUUAAGUAUUACAAAGGGGAAAAAGAAGAAAGUUAUUGUGAAUGACGAGUUGCCAACCUGCAUCCUCUGUGGGACAGUCACUGUGAAAACCAGCGUGAAGGAGUUUACAGAGACCUCUGCUGUCUUUGAGGACGGGACAGUGGAAGCAAAUGUCGAUAUUGUGAUCUUCGCUACAGGAUAUACAUUUUCUUUUCCCUUUCUUGAAGAACCUCUCAAAAGUCUUUGUACAAAAAAGAUGUUCCUGUACAAGCGGGUCUUUCCCCCAACUCUGGAAAAACCAACCUUAGCCAUCAUUGGCCUUAUCAGCCUUACUGGGUCCAUCUUAGCAGGUACAGAGCUCCAAGCACGAUGGGCCACAAGAGUCUUCAAAGGGCUCUGUAAGAUACCGCCAUCCCACAAACUGAUGGCCGAGGCGGCUAGAAAGGAGCAGCUCAUUAAAAGGGGUGUGAUUAAAGACACGAGUCAAGACAAACUCAACUACAUCUGCUACAUGGAUGAACUGGCUGCAUGCAUAGGCGCAAAGCCCAACGUCCCAUUUCUGCUCCUCAAGGAUCCCAGACUAGCCUGGGAAGUGUUCUUUGGGCCAUGUACCCCUUACCAGUACCGCCUAGUGGGCCCUGGAAGAUGGGAUGGGGCCAGAAACGCCAUCCUGACCCAGUGGGACAGGACUCUGAAACCUUUAAAAACUCGAAUUGUUGCCAAUUCUCCCAAGCCUGCCUCCAUGUCACGUUACUUGAAAGUCUUGGGGGCACCUAUCCUACUUGCCUCUCUGCUACUUCUCUGUAAAUCUUCACUUUUUAAAUGUGGGCGAGAUUAACUCCAAGAUAGAAAUUUGCUGUACUACACAGUCUUUUACCUUUUGAAAUACAGAUGUGAAUUCUCAGCUAA